Molecule: messenger RNA, 789 nt
Organism: Vavraia culicis subsp. floridensis
Lineage: Eukaryota; Fungi; Microsporidia; Pleistophoridae
Exons: 1
Coding region: 1-789 (262 amino acids)
Biological process (GO): transcription by RNA polymerase II
Molecular function (GO): protein heterodimerization activity
Source: RefSeq, a predicted model, not a curated record
AUGAAUUACCUGUACAGUAACGAGAUAAAGGCCAUGCUUUAUUCAUUUGGUGACAGCAGAAAUCCCUCAAUACAGACCGCCCAAUACGUGGAAAGUGUUCUGAAAACACAAAUACAGCGGUUUCUUUCGGCUGCCAACAACAUACGAAUCAGCAGACGGGGUAAACUCAUUAACUUGGAAGACAUUGGAUUUGUUAUCCGCAAAGAUCCUUUUAAAUUGCAGCGUUUGCUCAAUUUUAUACACUUCAGGGAGAUUAAGGGAAAGCUGGAGAGCAAAUUAGAAUUCCAAUCGAGUGAAGCAGAGUUUACCGAUAUAAAACCGUUGUGUGAGGACACCAAUAAUAAAUCGGACGUGGACACUCAUUUGAUAAAAAUAGAGCCCGAUCUGUCGAAGGUUUCUGGUAAUGAGAAGAAGUUCUCAUGGAUGUUGCCUAUGAGAGGCGUGGACACAUUUCAACUUAACAGACUGCAGGAAAUUGACAACUUGACAGCUACCAUGAGCAAAGCAGAAUAUUUGGAGUUUGCUGAGUGCAGACAAUCGAGUUUUGUGUACCGAAAAACCAAGAAAUUCAGGGAAUUUGUUGGAAAUUGGAAGAUGCACGACAACAUUAUUGAUGUUCUUGGUUACAUAUGCUAUGAGAUGGUGUACAACAUUGUAUCUAUGGUCUUAGCGCUACGUGAUAAGCGGAGAGGGUAUAAGGUAAAGUUUGGACAGAAUGUGCCGAUUACCGUCGAUGAGAUUGAUGAGGUGUGCUGGUAUGUCCUAAAACAGAACAAAUUAUUUUUUUAG